Messenger RNA from Botrytis deweyae, 891 nucleotides. RefSeq lists its product as uncharacterized. NCBI's taxonomy places the organism in Eukaryota, Fungi, Ascomycota, Leotiomycetes, Helotiales, Sclerotiniaceae. The record is from RefSeq and is a predicted model, not a curated record. The transcript is spliced from 2 exons. Gene Ontology annotation, molecular function: protein binding. The coding region runs from base 1 to 891 and encodes 296 amino acids.
AUGUCGGUUAUUUUCACAUCUCCGAUCGAGGUAGAUCAGCAAAGCACAUGCUCACAUUCGUCUUCAUCUUCAGAAAAAAACGAUGAUGUAAAAAGUUCUCCCUCAACUAUAAAGAGUGGGAUUGCCCUCGCCAAAGCUAAAACAGACCGAGAUGUGGCAGAGCAGAAGAGAACAGAAGCUAUAUCCUUGAGGAAAUCUCGAGGUGAUCUUCCUGAAUUUCUUGAGAUUAUGGGAUCAGAAAUAGUUGAUAUUCACGUGGGACCACAGAAGAAGCUCUUCCGAGUCCAUCGAGGUAUACUUUGUGAUAAAGUGCCAUAUUUCCGAAAAAUGUUUUCAAGUGGUUUCGUCGAGGGAUUGGAGGGUAAAGCAUUCUUUCCAGAAGAUGAUCCAAAAUGUUUUGAUUUUUUCAUGGGUUGGAUAUAUUUUGGUACUUUGCGAGUCCUGAAUGCUUCUACCUCAUUAGAAAAGAUUGAGCAUGACCUGAACCUACUAUCGCUGUAUAGUUUCGCGGAUAAGCUAUGCUUGCCUGAGCUCAUGGAUCUUGUUCUCGACACAUACAAAAAUACAUAUGAGAAGUCUAACAGAUUCCCCAGGGUAAGUUUGGUCAGCGAUGUAUACCAAAUGACACCAAAAGACUCUCCUCUUCGAAAGCUUAUGUGUCACUGCAUGUAUUAUAUUUUCGUUGAAUACAACUCUGAAGAUAUUCGAAAUUUUUGGACAACUGAGGAUAUGGCAACAGCCAUGAGCCUCCACCAGGAUUUAACUAUCGACUUUCUCAAUCUGAUGAGAUCAGAUGCUCCAGGUUUUGCUCCUCAAGAUCCAAGAGCGUUCCCAAAUUGCGAUUUUCACUGCCAUGGAGAGGACGAGCCUUGCUCUCAAAGAUCAAACUGA